Molecule: messenger RNA, 312 nt
Organism: Miniopterus natalensis
Lineage: Eukaryota; Metazoa; Chordata; Mammalia; Chiroptera; Miniopteridae
Source: RefSeq, a predicted model, not a curated record
AUGUGCUGCAACUACUACGGGAGCUCCUAUGGGGGCUGUGGCUACGGCUCUGGCUACGGCUGUGGAUAUGGCUGUGGAUACGGCUCCAGAUACGGCUGUGGAUACGGCUCUGGCUACGGCUGUGGAUAUGGCUCUGGCUACGGCUGUGGAUAUGGCUCUGGCUACGGCUGUGGAUAUGGCUCUGGCUACGGCUGUGGAUAUGGCUGCGGAUACGGCUCCAGAUAUGGAUGUGGCUAUGGAUCUGGCUACGGCUAUGGCUGCUGUACCUGCCGACCAUGUUGCUACAGGCGAUGCUAUUCCUCUUGCUGCUAG